AUGGCCUCUAAGACCUGGAACGUCGGAAUUGUGGGAUACGGCCUCAGUGCCAAGACCUUCCACAUUCCCUUCAUCCAGGAAGUCUCCCAGUUCAAGAUCUACGCCAUCGUGCAGCGAACCCCCAAGCUUGAGGAUGAUGCCGAGAAGGACCAUCCCGGGGUCAAGGUCUACAGAAGCGCCGAGGAGAUGAUCAAGGACGAGGGUGUCCACGUGGUCGUCAUCACCACCGCCCCCGAUUCGCACUAUGACUUGGUCAAGUUGGCUCUGGAGAAUGGAAAGCACGUCGUCUGCGAGAAGCCGUUCACUCCCACCUCCCAAGAGGCCGAUGAGCUCAACGCCCUCGCCAGCAAGCAGAACAAGCUCCUGGCCGUAUACCAAAAUCGCCGGUGGGAUGCCGAUUUUGUAACCCUGUCGAAGCUGGUGAAGAAUGGCUCCCUUGGCCGUGUGGUGGAGUUCGAGUCUCACAUUGACCGCCAUCGCCCCGAAGAGCCUGCCGCGGAUGCUUCGAAGUGGAAGAACAAGGUUAUCCCUGGUGGCAGUUCCAUUUACGACCUGGGAUCCCACCUUUUGGACCAGGCCGUCUACCUCCUUGGCAAGCCGGACCGCGUUACUGCGUUCAUUGGCUCCCAAAGAGAGGUGAACACUUCCGGGUUCGAGGACUCUUUCACCGUUUUGCUCCACUACCCGAAGGGCGUUCUCGCCACAAUCAAGGCUGGUGUCGUCAGCCCGGAUAGCGAACAGCUGCGCUUCUGGGUUCGGGGAGACAAGGGCAGCUUCAAGAAGUACCACUUUGAUAUCCAGGAGGAACAACUCAGAGCUGGAGUGAAGCCUGGUGACAGCGGAUACGGCAGAGAGCCUUCAGAGAGAUACGGUACACUCACCACCGUUCAGGAUGGCAAGUUUGUCAAGGAAGUGUUGCCCACGGUGGAGCCACCGACCUGGACGGAAUACUACAGGAAGCUGGCGCGGGCUCUUGCUGGAGAGGGUGACCUCCCUGCCAGCGGAGCCGAAGCUCGUGAAAUCAUCCGGCUGAUUGAGCUGGCCCAGGAGAGUUCGAAGCUUGGCAAGACCGUGGAUGUAUAA
This is a messenger RNA of Aspergillus ibericus CBS 121593, 1083 nucleotides long. RefSeq names its product putative NAD binding Rossmann fold oxidoreductase. The record is from RefSeq and is a predicted model, not a curated record. The coding region runs from base 1 to 1083 and encodes 360 amino acids. Gene Ontology annotation, molecular function: nucleotide binding. The transcript has 5 exons. NCBI's taxonomy places the organism in Eukaryota, Fungi, Ascomycota, Eurotiomycetes, Eurotiales, Aspergillaceae.